ACGAGCAAAAAAGACGUGUUCGAUUGCGAAAGCCGAACAAUUUCACGUCUGCGAUGUCGCAGUUUUUAAAGAGGAGGUUUUUCGCUCGUGUAUCACAUUUGCUUUUGUUUUGACAAAACCGGAAUAAGCCUUCCUGGCAAGCCGGUAACUUGACAGCAAAAGGCCCAGUCAAAAUAAAAGCAGCUUCAAUGGCGUCGAAAAUUUAAGUAGAUUUCACCGAUCGUCCCUUCGCUCUAUUAUCCGUUCAUAGCCGGUUUCGCCUUUAGAUUGGGGACUCGAUCUGCCCCCGUGUAUUUUUGGGGAAAUCGGAUGUUUUCGUCGGCCGCAGAUGGAGGCGGCUAGCGGCCGUCUUCUGUUAACAUAGCACAAAGCAGACCGACCGCCGGACAGAGCGAGUGAGCGAGGGACAUCCCAAACGGACGGACGGACCUCCGCUGCGCGGUCGCUCCAGUCUUGCGUCUCCGCCGGCCGGCCCGCAUGGAGCAGUAGGCGGCGCCCCGUCAUGGCUCCGUGCUCCGUGGCGGCGGCCUGCCGCAGCCUGGCCCUCUCGACGUGGCUACUGUCCUUCUGCUUCGUCCACCUGCUGUGCCUCGACUUCACCGUGGCCGAGCGGGAGGAGUGGUACACGGCCUUCGUUAACAUCAGCUACGUGGAGCCCGCCACCAGGUCGCUGCGGAGCGACAAGAGCGAGUGCGGACGCUAUGGGGAGCACUCGCCCAAGAAGGACGCCAAGGGGGUGGUGGUCCUGCCCUCCGCACCGCACGACCGCCAGGCCUGCGACCCCAACACCAGCUUCGGGGCCCCCGCCGGGGCCUGGGUGGCGCUCAUCGCCCGCGGUAACUGCACCUACCGGGACAAGAUCCGGCACGCCGCCGAGCGCAACGCUUCGGCCGUGGUCAUCUUCAAUGUAGGCUCGGCCAGCGCCAACGACACCAUCACCAUGCCGCAUCCCGGUACGGGCGACGUGGUAGCCAUCAUGAUCCCGGAGCCCAAAGGUCGCGAAGUGGUGUCCUUGCUGGAGCGCAACGUGACAGUCACCAUGAGCAUCACCAUCGGCACCAAGAACCUGCAGAAGUACGUGAGCAGGACCUCCGUGGUGUUCGUGUCCAUCUCCUUCAUCGUGCUCAUGAUCAUCUCGCUGGCCUGGCUCGUCUUUUACUACAUCCAGAGGUUCCGAUACGCCAACGCCCGAGAUCGCAAUCAGUUGUUUGUGCAGCGCCGCCUUGGCGACGCCGCCAAGAAGGCCAUCAGCAAGCUCCAGGUGCGCACCAUCCGAAGGGGCGACCACGAGACCGAGGCCGACUUCGACAACUGCGCCGUGUGCAUCGAAGGGUACAAGGCCAAUGACGUCGUUCGGGUCCUGCCGUGCAGACAUUUGUUCCACAAGAGCUGCGUGGACCCGUGGCUCCUGGACCAUCGUACCUGUCCCAUGUGCAAGAUGAACAUACUGAAGGCGUUGGGGAUCGCGUUGAACGCCGACUGCCUGGACGAGCUGCCCCUAGACUAUGACCUGGCUCUGGGUGGCGUAGCAGCGCCCCUGGCCCUGGACGCCGCUGUUUCCGGAGCGGGUGACGGCAUGCUAGGCGAGGGCGGCUCCGACAUGGUUCUGGACCCCGGCGUGCGACGGAUGGGUCUCCCGCAGGACUACCGGGACCCUCCCGACACCCUGAGGGACAGUCCCGUGACCGACGCGCGCCUGGGUGAGCUCCGGCCGAUGGCCAGCAGCGUCUCCGUGGCUUCGCUGGUGAUCGCCGUGGAAACGGGGCUUUCCGACGAGGAAGGAUCCCACGAAGCUUCUCAGAUGGUCGACAAAUCUUGAGAACUUAAAUGCCGCGGGCGAGGAGGACAUUGAAUUUUCAGUCCUGAAACGGUUGACUUUAGUCCGUGUGUUCCUCAGUCGUGCCUGGUGUUCCCCAAUCCCCGCUCCCCGACUUGCGUGGAUUCUCGUUGGACUUCCCGAAUCUGACAACUGCCAGAGCUGUUCGACUGGAAUUGCUUAGCGACAACUUGUCUCUCUUCUCGGGAAAAUUCCACGCCAGAACUUCUCCGUCCCCGAAAAGACACCGAGCGAGAUCAAGACCUCAGAACUGAAAGACCUUCCCGUCUAUCGACAAUCAAUAUUUAGCCCGACGUUCUUCUUCCCCAGACGACUGAGGCAGCGCGCGACGACAGAGCUCGAGGUCGUCAUCUAUUUUGCUACCAGAGGAGAUGUUUAUUUUUGUAAUCGCGACAAGAAUGCGCCUUUUGAGGGCGUCCGAGAGGUUGACAUUUUGCAGCGUUGAACGUCAGAAACGCAAGGACAUUUUGCACUCGUCUUUUUCAGCGUCGGUGAUUUCUGGCGGCAAAUAAACUGAACAAACUUUUAAAUUUUCUUGUCAAACCUUCAACACGUCAAGUCUCUUCCUGAAAACCGCUCUCCGUUUAUUUUGGCGCUUGAUCGGCGCCGAGCUGUAUAAUGUGACGAUGACGCGUUACGGUGGCCGCUUCUCUUUUUUUGUGAAUGCUGUUCUAAUUAAACUUCUCUGUUGUGUUGUAAGAUUUUGACGUCUUUUUUUUGUUAUGAGGGCUGGAUUGUCUUCUUGCAAUGUUUUGA
This is a messenger RNA of Corythoichthys intestinalis (scribbled pipefish), 2593 nucleotides long. RefSeq names its product ring finger protein 150b (gene rnf150b). NCBI's taxonomy places the organism in Eukaryota, Metazoa, Chordata, Actinopteri, Syngnathiformes, Syngnathidae. Bases 503 to 1819 code for a protein of 438 amino acids. The record is from RefSeq and is a predicted model, not a curated record. The transcript has 6 exons.